Sphaeroforma arctica JP610 is the source of this 1970-nucleotide messenger RNA. RefSeq lists its product as hypothetical. The transcript has a single exon. Lineage: Eukaryota; Ichthyosporea; Ichthyophonida. The record is from RefSeq and is a predicted model, not a curated record. The annotation marks the transcript as partial.
AAUGACUAGAGGAAACCUUUCUCGAUCGGUGGAACUCACAGAUAAAUUUGCUCGUACAUGUAAGUACAGUUUGGCGGUGGAUUUGAUCAUAUGGUUAUCUGGUAUAUGCCUAUGGAUUGCGUCCGUCUUAAUCGCGGAUAAUGUAGAUUCCAUAAUAUCUAAUCAGCAGUCGAGAUUUCUAAUUGUAAUUAUAUGGAACACUGUCUUAACGGUUAUAGUUACUAUACUGACAGUGUUGAUAUAUAUAUAUAGAGGAGAACCAGAGUUAGUUUCAAGGGGGAAAUCGUUUUUGAUCCAGGCUACAGCCUGCACGACUGGAGUGCUACUGUUUCAAAUCGUUGGAGGCUGUGUGCUGUUCCAGAAGACGGGGUUGUCAGCAUACGAUAGUACUAACUGGUAUAUGUAUACCUGGGCUAGCUUAUAUUCUGGAGCUAUCAUAUGCUUCUUUGGUAUCGUGUCCGCUGUCAACCUGCGUCUGAGGGUGGUAUACAAGGUGUACGUAUGCGAGGCAUACAGUACAAAGUACUGGCACGGGCUUCUACUACACUUACCCAUGAUUCUUCUGAGUCCAAUGUCGGUACUUUUCUGUACGAUGAGUAAAGUGGAGUGCUCCGCCAGCGUCUACUGGACAAGCUUGUGGGUGAUAUGGGGACUUUUUUCCGCCGAAUUGGUGUACUACAUAUUUAGGACACGGGAUGUGCCAAACUUAUUCAUAGACAUAAGGCUGCAAUUACGGCUGCUUUUGCUAGUCACAUCUGUGCUGGUUAUAGGAGUUUGUUGUUCUGCUUUUAAACACGCGGUGAUUGCCUUAGACCUCUUUAACAUCUGCAUACCAAUGUGUGCUACACUAUAUCUUUGGGAGUUGUUCGGAUUAUCACUCAUCAAAGUGGUUGGGCGUCACUACAAAAAGGACUGGUUCUUGAAUUCUACUCUGGCCGGGGUGGCAUACGUGGAUAUGCAUGAUACUAAAAAUAAUUUAAUAUCGCAUGUGCUUACGGAUUCGUUUUUACGGUCAAGGCUAGUGCAGAUGUGCACAGAAAGGUUGUGUUUGGAGAAUCUUUUGUUCCUUGAAUCUAUGGACCGCUUUCAUCAUUCGCAAGGGGGAUCAAGCCGGAUUCUAAUAGCUAGGGCUAUCGCAGAUCUACACUUGACUGGUACAGUGAAGACCUACUACAUCAACGUGGCGCAUGAAACUCGGAAGGUAAUAAUCAGUGAGAUUGAGUAUGAUCACGUAUCUCCCGAACUCGAAGAGGCGCUAGGGGAAGCCGUGCGGCGGAUAAGUGCUAUGAUGUCGGCCUACGUGGUAGAAUUGUUCAAUCAACGAGAGGUGAUCAUGUACUGCAGAAAAUUCAACGCACUUGCCAAGGUAGGGAUCGUGGUACUAGAUAGAAGUCACUCAAUCCCCAUGGUCGGUUCGAGUUCAAAUGCAGAAGCGGAUAGUAGUGGUAUGAAUCGGGCUGCCAUCCGCGAUAUGAGUUCUCAGACCUUACCUACGAGUUUGAGUACGUCAAAUUUUUCGUUAGUAAGGAUGGCAAGGCGUGUAAGUACAGAUAUGAGACCGGGUGAUCGGUGUAAUUCCAAGAUACUGGAGAGCAGGAUUGACCUCAAAAACAAAAGGCAACGUCCGAGCUUCGAAACAAGGUUUGGUACAACACCGCAGGACCCUGUGGAUACGAAGGCAGAAUUGACUAUUGUUGAUUCGCUUGUGUGUGCACCGGGUGCCUUGGGAAUCGACGACGACGAUGAAGUGAAGAAUGAUAAGGACACGUCAGUAUAAGUAGGACGACAGAGACGCUGUGGACAAGCUAGGUGAUCCUACAUUCAUAAUAUAGGGAUUAAGUGGAUGAGCUGAGUGAUGCUAAAUUCACAACUGGUAGGAAUUUAGUGGCUGUCGAAAGUGCGUCUAUAUCUAUCGUAAGUACGUCUACACAAUAUUAGAAUAAUAAAUAGCAAGAUCAAAUGCUUCAAAC